CAGGCCGCCCUGCUGCAUGACACGGUGGAGGACACGGACACGACAUUCGCAGAGAUCGAGGCGCAAUUCGGGGAGGAAGUGCGGCGCGUGGUGGAGGAGGUGACAGAUGACAAGUCGCUGCCCAAGAUGGAGCGGAAGCGGCGCGGGGGGGGUCGCAGCCACCACGCCAGGCUGGUCAAACUGGCCGACAAGCUGCACAACCUGCGGGACCUCAACCGCUGCACUCCGCAAGGCACCUCGGGGCAGCGGCACAGCGGGGGUGGGAGGAGCUCCGGGGCCAGCG
This is a messenger RNA of Acanthisitta chloris (rifleman), 283 nucleotides long. RefSeq names its product HD domain containing 3 (gene HDDC3). Gene Ontology annotation, molecular function: guanosine-3',5'-bis(diphosphate) 3'-diphosphatase activity. The record is from RefSeq and is a predicted model, not a curated record. Lineage: Eukaryota; Metazoa; Chordata; Aves; Passeriformes; Acanthisittidae.